UGCUCCGGGGUACCUGGAGGAUCCAGCGCCUGCGCAAGGGCCCCGGCGGCUCACAGAGCCAAGGUGCCCUUGAGCCAAGCGCUGGGUCGGCCCCCAGCUGGCUUGGCCACUGGCCCCUGCAGUCUUUGCGAUUGCUCGGGGCGAGGAAGGAGGCGCUCGGGACAGGCCGGGACUUACGCAACCGAGAGAGCUGGACACGCCGGGACCAGUCGUGCGGGGGGCGGAGCCUAGGUGCGGGGAGGGCGCGCGGGGAGCGCAGCGGGCGCAGACCACGAGCAAGUCGGAGCCGACCGGCAGUUCUCCCAGGGCUGCCAGCUGAAGAGCCACUGCUGGACUCCAGCCACACUGUCAUGGGUAGUCCGGAGGGGCGUUUCCACUUUGCCAUCGACCGUGGAGGCACCUUCACUGAUGUCUUUGCGCAAUGUCCAGGAGGGCAUGUGCGGGUCCUGAAGCUGCUGUCAGAGGACCCUGCCAACUAUGCGGACGCACCUACAGAGGGCAUCCGUCGCAUCCUGGAGCAGGAGGGAGGCAUGCUGUUGCCCCGAGACCAGCCGCUGGACACCAGUCGCAUUGCCAGUAUCCGUAUGGGCACCACAGUGGCCACCAAUGCCCUGCUGGAGCGACGGGGGGAACGGGUGGCAUUAUUGGUGACUCGUGGCUUCCGAGACCUGCUGCAUAUUGGUACCCAGGCUCGUGCAGACCUCUUUGACCUGGCCGUGCCCAUGCCAGAGAUGCUAUAUGAGGAUGUGGUGGAAGUGGAAGAGCGUGUUGUGCUGUACCGUGGAGAGCCAGGUGCCCGGUCUCCUGUCAAAGGCCGUACAGGGGACCUGCUGGAGGUGCAGCAGCCCGUGGACCUGGGGGCCCUGCGUGGGAAGCUGGAGGGACUCCUGUCGCGGGGUAUCCGCAGCCUUGCCGUGGUGCUCAUGCACUCGUACACGUGGGCCCAGCACGAGCAGCAGGUGGGCACGCUGGCCCGAGAGCUGGGGUUCACACACGUGUCCCUGUCCUCGGAGGCCAUGCCCAUGGUACGCAUUGUUCCUCGUGGACACACAGCCUGUGCCGACGCCUACCUCACUCCCACGAUCCAGCGCUACGUGCAAGGCUUCCGCCGCGGCUUCCAGGGCCAGCUCAAGGAUGUGCAGAUGCUCUUCAUGCGUUCUGAUGGUGGCCUGGCACCCAUGGAUGCCUUCAGUGGCUCCCGUGCUGUGCUGUCUGGCCCUGCUGGUGGUGUCGUUGGCUACUCAGCAACUACCUACCAGCUGGAGGGCAGUCAGCCUGUCAUUGGCUUCGACAUGGGAGGCACAUCCACAGAUGUGAGCCGGUAUGCUGGGGAAUUUGAGCAUGUCUUUGAGGCCAGCACAGCUGGUGUCACCCUCCAGGCCCCCCAGCUGGACAUCAAUACGGUGGCAGCCGGUGGGGGUUCCCGCCUGUUCUUCAGGUCUGGCCUCUUUGCAGUUGGGCCUGAGUCAGCAGGUGCCCACCCAGGCCCCGCCUGCUACCGCAAAGGGGGCCCUGUGACAGUGACGGAUGCUAAUCUGGUCCUGGGUCGCCUGCUGCCUGCCUCCUUCCCCUGCAUUUUUGGGCCGGGAGAGGACCAGCCACUGUCCCCGGAAGCUUCUCGCAAAGCCCUAGAAGCGGUGGCCACUGAGGUCAACAGCUUCCUGGCCAAUGGCCCCUGCCCGGCCUCCCCACUGAGCCUGGAGGAGGUGGCCAUGGGGUUCAUACGUGUGGCCAAUGAGGCUAUGUGCCGGCCCAUCCGUGCUCUCACGCAGGCACGAGGCCAUGACCCCUCAGCCCACGUGCUGGCUUGCUUUGGGGGAGCUGGCGGGCAGCAUGCAUGUGCCAUCGCCCGGGCUCUGGGCAUGGACACCGUGCAUAUUCACAGGCACAGUGGACUGCUGUCAGCACUAGGGCUGGCCCUAGCAGAUGUGGUUCACGAAGCACAGGAGCCCUGCUCCCUGUCCUACACCCCUGAAACCUGCAUGCAGCUGGACCAGAGGCUGACCCGCCUGGAGGAGCAGUGUGUGGAAGCCUUGCGGGCCCAAGGCUUUCCCAGGUCCCAGAUCAGCACUGAGAGCUUCCUGCACCUGCGUUACCAGGGCACCGACUGUGCCUUGAUGGUGUCUGCCCACCAGCACCCAGCCACGGCCCACUCGCCCCGUGCUGGCGACUUUGGGGCAGCCUUCGUGGAGAGGUAUAUGAGAGAGUUUGGCUUUGUCAUUCCUGAGCGGCCAGUGGUGGUGGAUGACGUGCGGGUGAGGGGCACUGGCCGCAGUGGUCUUCGGCUGGAAGAUGCUCCCAAAGCCCAGACUGGGCCUCCCCGGGUAGACAAGGUUACCCAGUGCUACUUCGAGGGGGGUUACCAGGAGACCCCUGUGUACCUGUUAGGAGAGCUGGGCUAUGGGCAUCAGCUCCAGGGGCCCUGUCUCAUCAUCGACAGCAACAGCACCAUCCUUGUGGAGCCAGGUUGCCAGGCAGAGGUGACUGAGACGGGGGACAUCCGCAUCUCUGUUGGGGCUGAGGCCCCCAGCACAGCAGGCACCAAGCUUGAUCCCAUCCAGCUGUCCAUCUUCUCACACCGCUUCAUGAGCAUCGCUGAACAGAUGGGUCGCAUCCUGCAGCGCACCGCCAUCUCCACCAACAUCAAGGAACGCCUCGACUUUUCCUGUGCCCUUUUUGGACCCGAUGGGGGUUUGGUCUCCAAUGCCCCCCACAUCCCUGUGCAUCUGGGUGCCAUGCAGGAGACUGUGCAGUUCCAGAUCCAGCACUUGGGGGCUGACCUCCACCCUGGUGACGUACUGCUCAGCAACCACCCCAGUGCGGGGGGCAGCCAUCUUCCAGACUUAACUGUCAUUACUCCGGUGUUUUGGCCAGGUCAGGCUCGGCCUGUGUUCUAUGUGGCCAGCCGAGGGCACCAUGCUGACAUUGGGGGUAUCACACCAGGCUCCAUGCCCCCUCACUCCACCACGCUGCAACAGGAGGGUGCUGUCUUUCUGUCCUUCAAACUGGUCCAGGGGGGUGUCUUCCAGGAAGAAGCGGUGACAGAGGCCCUGCGGGCACCAGGCAAGAUCUCUGGCUGUAGUGGAACCAGGAACCUGCAUGACAACCUGUCUGAUCUCCGUGCCCAGGUGGCAGCCAACCAGAAGGGCAUCCAGUUGGUAGGGGAGCUCAUCGGGCAGUAUGGCCUAGAUGUGGUGCAGGCCUACAUGGGCCAUAUUCAGGCAAACGCUGAGCUGGCAGUACGAGACAUGCUUCGGGCCUUUGGAACCUCCCGGCAGGCCCGGGGCCUACCACUUGAGGUGACCGCAAAGGACCACAUGGACGAUGGCUCCCCCAUCCAUCUCCGCGUGCAGAUCAACCUGAGUCAGGGUAGUGCGGUGUUCGACUUCACCGGCACUGGGCCCGAGGUGUUCGGCAACCUCAACGCCCCGCGGGCCAUUACGCUGUCCGCCCUCAUCUACUGCUUGCGCUGCCUAGUGGGCCGCGACAUCCCACUGAACCAGGGCUGCCUGGCUCCGGUGCGCGUGGUGAUUCCUAGAGGCUCCAUUCUGGAUCCGUCCCCCGACGCGGCGGUGGUCGGGGGGAACGUGCUCACGUCGCAGCGCGUGGUGGACGUCAUCCUGGGGGCCUUCGGGGCCUGCGCUGCCUCGCAGGGCUGCAUGAACAACGUGACCCUGGGCAACGCCCACGUGGGCUACUAUGAGACUGUGGCCGGCGGUGCGGGUGCGGGCCCCGGCUGGCACGGGCGCAGCGGCGUGCACAGCCACAUGACCAACACGCGCAUUACGGACCCUGAGAUCCUGGAGAGCCGGUAUCCGGUCGUCCUGCGCCGCUUCGAGCUGAGGCCGGGCUCUGGGGGUCGAGGCCGCUUCCGGGGCGGAGACGGCGUGGUCCGAGAGCUGCUCUUUCGUGAGGGCCUGCUGUCGGUGCUGACGGAACGCCGCGCCUUCCGGCCCUAUGGCCUCCACGGAGGCGAGCCGGGCGCACGGGGCUUGAAUCUGUUGAUUAGAAAGGAUGGCCGCACGGUGAAUCUGGGCGGGAAGACAUCAGUGCCUGUGUACCCCGGGGACGUGUUCUGCCUUCAUACGCCUGGUGGUGGGGGCUAUGGCGACCCGGAGGACCCCGCCCCACCGCCGGGUUCGCCCCCACAAGCCCCUGCCUUUCCCGAGCGAGGCAGUGUCUAUGAGUACCGCCGCGCCCAGGAGGCUGUGUGAGGGCCGCUACAAUAAAGAUCCCUUAAGUCGCCCAGUUCUGGGGCACAGCUGCUGGGCCAAACUCCUGCUCCACAUGUCUGUGUCACUGGCCGUGCUUGUCGUC
Castor canadensis (American beaver) is the source of this 4317-nucleotide messenger RNA. RefSeq names its product 5-oxoprolinase, ATP-hydrolysing (gene Oplah). Lineage: Eukaryota; Metazoa; Chordata; Mammalia; Rodentia; Castoridae. Gene Ontology annotation, biological process: glutathione metabolic process. Gene Ontology annotation, cellular component: cytosol. The record is from RefSeq and is a predicted model, not a curated record. Gene Ontology annotation, molecular function: 5-oxoprolinase (ATP-hydrolyzing) activity.